GUCCAAAGAAAAACAAAAACAAAACCCUAAAUAUAGAAAUGAGCACGGUGAAAAGGCUGGUGGCUGAUAACCCAGUGGUGAUCUUUAGCAAAGCAUCUUGUUCCAUAAGUCAUUCCAUCAAAACACUCAUAAGAAACUUUGGGGCUAACCCGACUGUAUACGAGCUGGAUGAAAUAUCGAACGGGGAACUAGUGGAGAAGGAGUUAACAGAGUUAGGUUGCAGUCCAAGCGCACCGGUUGUUUAUAUAGGGAAGAAACUGGUUGGUGGUUCUAAAGAGGUGAUGAGCCUCAAUAUGAGAAGCAGUUUGAAGCCCAUGCUCAUUGAAGCUAAUGCUAUAUGGCUCUAAUAUCAAGAGAGGAUAAUUAACACUAUAUGGCUCUAAUAUCAAGAGAGGCUAAUUAACACUAUAUGCCUUUAAUUAGGAGGCCUAAUAGGAAUAAGCAAGUUUAAACCAUUGAGAUAUCUCAUGGAUGAUAUGGCCAUCAAAUUUCAUCUUUCUUUUUCAUUUGUUUUGGAGUGUAAUGAAAGGAUAAUAGAUCCUUGAUCAAGUUUCAUGUAAUAUAUUACGAAAGGAUAAUAGAUCCUUGAUCAAGUUUCAUGUAAUAUCCUUUCAAAAAAAAAAAAGGAA
This is a messenger RNA of Helianthus annuus (common sunflower), 629 nucleotides long. Its product is annotated as monothiol glutaredoxin-S2. The coding region runs from base 39 to 347 and encodes 102 amino acids. Lineage: Eukaryota; Viridiplantae; Streptophyta; Magnoliopsida; Asterales; Asteraceae. The transcript has a single exon. The record is from RefSeq and is a predicted model, not a curated record.